AUGUCGUUAGGUAAUCCUAUUGCAUUUCACAACUAUUCUCCCAAACAAACGUUAAUUGCUGGUGGUGUGGGAUUUGGCAUAUAUGCCGCUUUGAUGCUUAGGUACUACUCAAAGCGGUCAAGGGUGAGAAAGAUCUUUGAAGAUAGUGACAAGAACUACGAAAAAGUGCAUAUCAUGUCGUUGCCUCAGUACCGUGAGAACAAGGGUGGCAAAGCUUAG
Molecule: messenger RNA, 219 nt
Organism: Lodderomyces parapsilosis
Lineage: Eukaryota; Fungi; Ascomycota; Pichiomycetes; Serinales; Debaryomycetaceae
Exons: 1
Coding region: 1-219 (72 amino acids)
Source: RefSeq, a predicted model, not a curated record